Molecule: messenger RNA, 1041 nt
Organism: Lottia gigantea (owl limpet)
Lineage: Eukaryota; Metazoa; Mollusca; Gastropoda; Lottiidae
Exons: 9
Biological process (GO): actin cytoskeleton organization; regulation of ARF protein signal transduction
Molecular function (GO): guanyl-nucleotide exchange factor activity
Source: RefSeq, a predicted model, not a curated record
GCCAAUGAUAAACAACGGAAACGUUUAUAUCGUAUUGGAUUAAAUCUAUUCAAUAAAAAACCAGAUAAAGGGUUAAAUUUUUUAAUAGACCAUGGAUUUCUGGAUGGGUCUCCUAAAAAUAUUGCAAGGUUUUUCAUCACCAGAAAGGGAGUUAGUAAGCAAAUGAUUGGAGAGUUUUUAGGAAACUUACAGAACCAGUUCAACAUGGAGGUCUUACAUUAUUUUACCGAAGCUAUAGAUUUAUCUGGACUGCAGGUAGAUAUGGCAUUACGGAAGUUCCAGGGCUAUUUCAGGAUGCCGGGUGAAGCUCAGAAGAUAGAACGGCUAAUGGAGGCUUUUGCAAGUCGUUACUGUGCAUGUAAUCCUGAUCAAGCAAAGUAUUUCAAAUCCGCAGAUACCAUAUUCCUGUUGGCAUUUGCAAUAAUUAUGUUAAAUACAGAUUUACAUAAUUCUAAUAUUAAACCUGAACGUAAAAUGAAACAAGACGACUUCAUCAAAAACCUAAGAGGAAUUGAUUCUGGUGAUGAUAUAGAUAGAGAUUUAUUAUUUGGUAUUUAUGAAAGAGUGAAAAGUCAGGAAUUUAAAGCUGGUGUAGAUCAGGUUACACAAGUUUUAAAAGUAGAACAAAGUAUAGUGGGAAAGAAACCAGUAAGUACUUUAAUUAACCAAUUACUGAUUGUUUAUUUACAGCAAUUAGCGUUAUCCCAUCGUAGAUUAGUUUGUUAUUGUCGGCUAUAUGAAGUACAUGAUCCGUGUAAAAAAGAAAAAAUUGGUUUACAUCAACGAGAAGUAUUUUUAUUCAAUGAUCAAUUAUUGAUAACUAAGAUAUUUAGUAAGAAGAAAUCAGUUAUAACCUAUAGUUAUAGAAUGUCAUUAUCAUUAUAUGGUAUGCAAGUUUUUCUCUUUGAAACCUCACAUUAUCAGUUUGGAAUUCAACUAACAAAUAAUUUAGAUGGUAAAGUAUUAAUGACAUUUAAUGCUAGAAAUGAUCAUGAUAGACAGAAAUUUGUAGAAGAUUUAAAGGAAUCCAUUUUAGAGGUG